Molecule: messenger RNA, 495 nt
Organism: Rangifer tarandus platyrhynchus (Svalbard reindeer)
Lineage: Eukaryota; Metazoa; Chordata; Mammalia; Artiodactyla; Cervidae
Source: the annotation of a GenBank genome assembly
AUGGAAACUCGGGCAGCAGUCAUGGCCUGUGACGAAGGUGCCUGGGUCCCCAGCUCCAUUUGGAAUGUUGUAGGUAUACAACGGAUGGAGCUCUUGUUAAAGUUCUUAGAUAUUCUUGCCGAGAAUUACAGGCAGAGCGGACAGCUCGCCCCACAGCCUGGGCAGAGCCCGAAAGGCUGGGAAGGCCGAGGCGACGCGUGCCGGGCGAGCAGGUGGAUUCCAGGUGAAGUCAACGGGAACAGCGUGAGGGUGCGUCCUGCAGGCCACAGUGAGGAAUCGGGAGGUCAGCAGGAGCGUCACGGGACGCAACUGGAGAAUUCUAGGCAAGAGAGUGACGCGGUACCUUUGGUUUAUUUAUAUUCUGAGGGCCCGCCGGACCAUUGCCUUGUAGUUUGUGGAUUGAUUCGUUUCGCUUUGGCUGCCCUGGGCCUCCGUGGCCGGGCAGGCUUCCUCGAGGUGCGGCUCACGGCCGUCCCACGGCGGCGGCUCCCGUAG